Molecule: messenger RNA, 471 nt
Organism: Hippocampus comes (tiger tail seahorse)
Lineage: Eukaryota; Metazoa; Chordata; Actinopteri; Syngnathiformes; Syngnathidae
Product: serine/threonine-protein kinase ATR-like
Exons: 3
Molecular function (GO): protein serine/threonine kinase activity
Source: RefSeq, a predicted model, not a curated record
GACCAGCGUGAUGGCACUGAUGCGACUGAUGGGGUCCAAACACAUCAGCUCAGUGCGGGUGAAGAUGAUGACCACCCUGCGCACCGGCCUCCGCUAUCGAGAAGACUUUCCUCUGCUCUGCUGCCAAACGUGGGAGUGUUUCGUGAGAAGCGUGGAGACGGCACAUCUUGGCCCCCUGCUGAGCCACGUGAUUGUGGCGCUCCUGCCUCUCAUCCCCCUGCAGCCCAAAGAGACCGCUGCCAUCAUCCGCUUCCUCAUACUAGACAACAGGGAAGAGGUCAACGACUACCUCCAUGAGAUUUACUUCCUGCCGGACCAUCCUGAGCUCAAAGACAUUCACACUGUGCUGCAGAACUACAAAAAGGUCCAUUUGACGGUGCUAGUCGGGAUCAUACAACACAAAUACGAUUCCAAUACUUGGCAGCUUCUAGUUUCGUAUCUUCAUUGCUUCUUAUUUUGGUCCCUCAACGC